Molecule: messenger RNA, 2152 nt
Organism: Sitophilus oryzae (rice weevil)
Lineage: Eukaryota; Metazoa; Arthropoda; Insecta; Coleoptera; Curculionidae
Product: replication factor C subunit 4
Exons: 1
Coding region: 310-1443 (377 amino acids)
Biological process (GO): DNA repair; DNA-templated DNA replication
Cellular component (GO): nucleus; DNA replication factor C complex
Molecular function (GO): ATP binding; ATP hydrolysis activity; DNA clamp loader activity
Source: RefSeq, a predicted model, not a curated record
UGACCGGAUAGUUUUUCUAGCUGGCUUUUUUUAUAGGCUAUUGGCGACACUGUCCAACUAAUGUCAUACGUCAUACUAAAAAUGAAAAAAGCGCGAAAGCGCGAAUAAUCUUUUGAAGAAAAUUUCAAGCUCAAGCUGUGUUUUAGUCUAAGGUUUUAGUUCACGUGUAGUUCACUUUAGUUGAUUAGUUAGUUCUAAAUAACAAUUAAUAUUCGCCUUUAUAUAUCUUAUGUCUAUGAUAUUCGCCAUUUAUCGUAUGUACUUGCCGAUUUAUUAUUUGUGAAACACUAAACACAUCUGAAAAAUAGGAUGCAGUCGUUUCUAAAGUCUGGAAAGUUGGGGGAACAACCUUCAUCUAGCAAAGCUUCAGGCGUUAAUAAUAAAAAGAAAACGAAAAAAUUACAAUGGGUAGAAAAGUACAGACCAAAAACUGUAGAAAAUGUGGUGGAACAAACAGAGGUUGUUGCAGUUUUAAAGGAGUGUAUAACAGGAGCCGAUUUACCCAAUUUACUUUUUUAUGGACCACCUGGUACUGGUAAAACUAGCACUAUCUUAGCAGCAGCACAGCAACUUUUUGGAGACUUAUAUAGAGAAAGAAUUCUUGAAUUAAAUGCAUCAGAUGAAAGAGGUAUUCAGAUAAUUAGAGAUAAAAUUAAACAUUUUUCACAGUUGACUGUAAAUAGUACUAGACCAGAUGGGAAAAAGUGUCCACCACUUAAGAUUGUCAUACUAGAUGAAGCAGAUGCUAUGACUAGUGCUGCUCAAACAGCUUUAAGAAGAGUAAUGGAAAAAGAAGCCAAGACUACCAGAUUUUGCCUUCUCUGCAAUUACGUGUCUAAAAUUAUUGAACCGCUAACUUCUAGAUGUUCAAAAUUUAGAUUUAAACCACUAAAUGAGGAAUUUAUAUUUGAACGUUUAAAUUAUAUCUGUAAAGAGGAAGAUGUUACUGUCACUGAUGAGAUUUUGAAAGUAUUAGUGAAAGAAAGUGGUGGAGAUAUGAGAAGAGCUAUCACAGCAUUGCAGAGUUGUUCUAAUCUUAAAGGCAAAGAUUCACACAUAACUUUGGAUAUUGUAUAUGAAGUACUAUCAGUUAUUCCAGAGAAAUGGAUAACUGAUUUACUUAAAAUGUGUAGGAAAAAGACCAAUGUGUCAGAACUUACUAAAUUUAUUAAAGGUUUAGAAAUGCAAGCAUAUCCUACUCAAAAGAUUUUUGAACAAUUGAAUGAUUUACUUAUUACAUCAGAUAUUGAUAAUAUGGCUAAAGCAGAAAUAGGUAAUUACCUUGCUGAAGUAAGUUUCAGGAGUUCAUGUAGUCGGGCAGAUUUUAUACAUUUACUCGAUUUGGUUGUUAAUAUGCAAAGGAUUUUAACAGUGCCAUUGGAACAGAGAAAUAAACAGGACAAGAAAAUUGCCACCUUGUUAACUUUACCUGGUGUAGCUUAAUGCUAUCAUUUUAAAAUUUAUAUUUUUAUACUAUUAUCUAUAAUAUAUGUUCAUAAGUUAUAGACGUUUUAUUAAAUAUUACUAUAUUACUAUAUUUUAAAAAAAUCAUGUAGAACAAAACUAAGUAAAUGAUUAUAGGUACAUAAAAUAGGAUAAAAUUAAGGGUGACGAUUCACUUUAGGGCUGUCGCGAGGAUUGCAUUUAAAAUAAAAAUGUUGCUACCAAAACAAAGUAAAAGACAUUUGUGAAAGAACUAGGUGAGGAAUAUUCGAUUUCUUAAAACAGUUUUUGUAAAAUAAAUAACACAAAUGGGCUGAAAUGGGUACUAUUUUUGACGCGGAGGCGGCGCAGUAAUGUCAGGUGUUCGAUAUUUACGUUCCGAUUGACGGAUGGCGUCUUGUUGCUCUAACGCGCAUGCUCAUACCGGGAACAUGGACGCUUUUAAAUUUACGCUACCCUUGUACAUUUUUUAUUUAUUUAGAGUUGUUGGUAACGGCGAUCAAAAUACGCCGUAGGCGUAUUUUGAUCGCGUUGGUUAGUCUCUGGUGUUUUUUGGUAUUUUAUAUAUAUUUUAUAUAUUCAUUGAUUUUCUUAAAAACUAUUGCACGAAAAGCUAUGAAAAUAUUUUUGAGGUUAGAAAAUUUUUCUCGCUUAUUUUACAAAAAAUCGCAUUUUUCCUCACCUCAAGUUCUUUAUUUUAGUCUAAAAA